GAGGUCCAGAACAACCAGAGGUGGAGACAGGAGAGAAGCAGAAAGCACGACCACUUCUGACCGGUCUGUCUGUCCCUGGUGGGUCUAAGAAACUAGAAUGAACCGAAGCAAUCCUGUGGAGGUUGAUGAAUCAGAACCAUACCCAAUUCAUUUGCUGAAGCCAUUCCCAGAAUGUUCUCUGGAAGAGGAAUCAGAGCCACCUGCUCCAAAUAUCAGAAACAUGGCACCCAACAGCUUGUCUGCACCAAACCCCCCUCACUGUGCCUCAGGAGACUUUUCUCAGGCUCACCCUCCCCUGAAACUUGCAAAUCACCACCGACCUGUGUCUCAGCAGGUCACCUGCUUACGCACUAAAGUCCUGGAGGAGAGUGAAGACAGUUUCUUCAGGAGGCACCCAGACCCUGGCCAAGAUUUUCACUUUGGCUCCUCUGCUGCCAGCCAGCCUGAGUCUGAGUCUGUGGUUGCAGCCCUCCCCCCAGAGCAUCAGUUUUCAUUUAUGGAAAAGCGUAAUCCAUGGCUGGGAUCUCAGCUUUCAGCAGCUUCUCCUGACACUGGCCAUGACUCAGACAAUUCAGACCAAAGUUUACCUAAUGCCUCAGCAGACUCCUCAGGCAGUGGCCAAGAGACAGUGCCACAGCUACAGUUCCACAGGAACCGAGCAGCCCCAGAUUUGCCAACGAUAGACACAGGAUGUGAUUCCCAGCCCCAGGAUGUCUUGGGCAUCAGGCAGCUGGAAAGGCCUCUGCCUCUCACCUCUGUAUGUUACCCUCCAGACCUCCCUGGCCCACUCAGGUCUAGAGAGUUCCUGCAGUUUGAACCUCAGAGGUAUCCAGCAUGUGCACAAAUGUUACCUCCCCAUCCUUCCCCACAUGCUCCAUGGAACUAUGACUACCAUUGUCCUGGAAGGCCCAAUCACCAGGUACCAUAUGGCCAUGAUUACCCUCGAGUAGCUUACCAGCAAGUGAUCCGGCCCACUCUGCCUGGGCAGCCCCUCCCUGGAGCAACUGUGAGAGGCCUGCACCCAGUCCAGAAGGGCAUGCUAAAUUAUCUCGGCCCACAGAACCCAGAAGAGAGGCCUGCAGGGAGAGACUGUUCCUUUCCAGGGCUUCUGAGGUACCAGGACCAGCUGCAUCAUCAGUCACCUAAUGGCACUGGAGCUCCUGAGGAGUCCUCAGAACAUGCUGCAGAGUUGAGACCACAGGUUCCCCAGGCUCCGUCCCUAGUUGCUGUGCCUAGACCCCCUAGUAACCCUUUAGCCCGAGGAACUCUGAAAAUAAGCAAUUUGCCAGAAGAAUUGCGCAAAGUCUUUAUCACUUAUUCUAUGGACACAGCUAUGGAGGUGGUGAAAUUCGUGAACUUUUUGUUGGUGAAUGGCUUCCAAACUGCAAUUGACAUAUUUGAAGAUAGAAUCCGAGGCAUUGAUAUCAUUAAAUGGAUGGAGCGCUACCUUCGGGACAAAACAGUGAUGAUAAUCGUAGCAAUCAGCCCCAAAUACAAACAGGAUGUGGAAGGCGCUGAGUCGCAGCUGGAUGAGGAUGAGCACGGCUUACAUACUAAGUACAUCCAUCGAAUGAUGCAGAUUGAGUUCAUAAAACAAGGAAGCAUGAAUUUCAGAUUCAUUCCUGUGCUCUUCCCAAAUGCCAAGAAGGUUCCUACCUUCCUCCAACAAGAAGUCUAGCACUCUCACCCUGCCCCGAUCAUCCCUAUCCUCCAGAGGAUGCCCUGGAUACCCCUUCACAUGUCACCUUACCUUGACCAUAAUAAGAAAAAGACGGCUGUCUGAAGAAAUGAUUCAAGCUCUGGUGUAAGUUGGAAAGGAUCACUUGUGCCAAACAGUAUCACAGCAUUUAAGCACCCUAGUUACUCCAGAGGGUGAGGCAGGAAGAUGGAAAAUUUCAGGUCAGGCUGGGCAACUCAGCAAGACCCUAUCAAAAUAAAAUAAUAAAAUAAAAUGGGGGCUGGGAAUACAGGUCAGUACCUGCUCUUCUUCUUAACUCAAUCCUAAAAACUUCACUCAGAUCACACCUUUACUUUAUGCACAGUUUUAACAAGUUCAGUUGCCUGUUUCCCUAACAUUACACAGGUCAGAAAUUGCAAAUUUAGGAUUACAGGAAAGAAGGACUUGAGACUUGCUUUCUGAUGGAAAUGACACCUGACAUUUUGAUAAGGUGGUUUUGACAUGAAAAUAUUUUGAAGAAGCCCGAAAAACAAACAAUUUAAUAUUCAACUUUUAAAAAUUCCAAGUAAUAUUUGAAAAAGCAAUCUAAUUUUCACAUAGAUCAAAUCAAAACAGCCAGCUUCAAUGACUUAAUUCAUGUACUAAGCAAUAAGCACCCCUAAAAAAUCCCUGAUUACAUCACAGUUACAACUGACUUGUUUUUAAAAUAAAGUAUUUAGUCAUCUGGAAAAGGUUACAUUAGGUGUUCUAUGUUUUGUUUAAGAAAGUAGUCAUGUACCUCAUUGGCAAGGUUGCUGUUAUGGCUGUGUCUAGAUGUCCUCCCAAAGGCUCAUGAGGUUGGGCUGGAUUUCGGUUGUAUGACGCUGGGAUUAAAGGUGUAAUACUGGAAUUAAGAGUGUGAUUACUAAAUCAGUCCACUGAUUGGUCUAGCAUAGUUCUCAGUGUGGAUAAUGAGAAAGCCCAUGCUGGGUAUGGGUGUCACCACCCAACAGGCGGGCAGCCUGGAAAGGAAGAGAGAGGCAGGCUGCUGUUGCUGCUUGCUGUUUUACUAUCUCCUGCCUGUUUGCCAUGGACUGUUUCUCCCCUGCAAUGCCCUUAUACCGUGCCACCCUACUUUAGGGCCAGGUGACUAUGAACUGAAACCUCUACAAAC
Messenger RNA from Heterocephalus glaber (naked mole-rat), 2831 nucleotides. It is a transcript of the gene Traf3ip2, whose product is annotated as TRAF3 interacting protein 2. The record is from RefSeq and is a predicted model, not a curated record. Gene Ontology annotation, biological process: humoral immune response; positive regulation of canonical NF-kappaB signal transduction. Lineage: Eukaryota; Metazoa; Chordata; Mammalia; Rodentia; Bathyergidae.